Messenger RNA from Vairimorpha ceranae, 864 nucleotides. RefSeq names its product deoxyhypusine hydroxylase monooxygenase. Gene Ontology annotation, molecular function: deoxyhypusine monooxygenase activity. The record is from RefSeq and is a predicted model, not a curated record. Bases 1 to 864 code for a protein of 287 amino acids. NCBI's taxonomy places the organism in Eukaryota, Fungi, Microsporidia, Nosematidae. The transcript has a single exon. Gene Ontology annotation, biological process: peptidyl-hypusine biosynthetic process.
AUGGAUAUUCGUAAAGCAGAAAAACUGAUUCUUGAUGACACACAACACAUUGCAAAAAAAAUGAGAGCAUUGUUUUAUUUACGAAACAUUUUGACAGAGGAGUCGGUUAACAUAUUGUGCAAAGCUUUUACAAGCAAAUCGGUUUUAUUAAAGCACGAAGUAGCUUAUGUUCUCGGUCAAAUGAGACUAGAAAAUGCAAUAGAAACACUUAUAAAUGUUCUCAGCAAUUCAUUUGAAAAUGAAAUAGUACGACAUGAGGCAGGUGAAGCACUAGGAAACUUUUUUUAUAGGGACGAUAUAGUUGAUGCACUUGAAAUAAAUAGUAGAUGUGGGUGUAUUCCUGUUGAGGAAACUUGUUAUUUGGCAUUGCAAAAAAUAAAAAUGAAAUCUAAUUACGUUUCACCUUUUGACUCUCGCGAUCCUGCACUUCCUCUUGAAGGUAUGAAUCUUGAUGAAGCUAAGAGAAUUUUUUUGAAUGAUAAAGAAUGUCUUUAUAAACGCUAUCAAGCUAUGUUUUAUCUGAGAGAUGCUGCUGAAUAUACAAAUACAAUAGAUAUUCUAGGCCAAGGUCUUCGAGACAAAUCUGCGCUGUUUAAACAUGAGGUCAGUUUUGUCUUUGGCCAAAUUCGAUCAGCUGAUUCUGUUAAAUACUUAGUAGAAUGUAUGAGGGAUGAAAAUGAACAUGCAAUGGUAAGACAUGAAUGUGCUGAAGCUUUAGGGAUUAUUGGAACGGAUGAAUGUUUAAGAGAAUUGAUUAAAUAUCAGUUCAGUCCUUGCGAUAUUUUACGUGAAAGUGUUGAAGUUGCUAUAGAUUUACACGGGUAUAUUAAUUCAAAGAACGACAAUUAUUGUGAAGUAAAUUAA